Molecule: messenger RNA, 1119 nt
Organism: Haliotis rufescens (red abalone)
Lineage: Eukaryota; Metazoa; Mollusca; Gastropoda; Lepetellida; Haliotidae
Product: vitelline envelope sperm lysin receptor-like
Exons: 10
Coding region: 76-1068 (330 amino acids)
Source: RefSeq, a predicted model, not a curated record
AGAGCUCGCAGACCACAUUCAAUGACAGGUACCGAGUUGGAGCUAAAAAUCUGCGUGGCAAGCUAAAGGUGAAAAAUGGCAGGUUGUAUGGCUGUUUUGGCUAUUCUUGGCUUCAUUGCUGCCGCCCAGGCUACUGUACCUCCAGGAUAUAUAUUGGACAUUACACCUGAGUGUGGGACCAAUGGCAUUGCCGACGGCGUGGUACGCCUGAUGACAGACUAUGAUGCCGAGGCUAAGGCUGAUUGUGGGGGCAACAAGGCAGUGAGCUUUAGCACGACUGAUGGCGUGUUCUUCACUCUGCCCGUGUCCUACCCAGUCACUGGCGGGGGGUCGUCUGCAUGCAAAUUUGUGAAAAAGAAAGACGCUUUUGUGUACACAAUUUUGGUGACGGUGGCAUUCGGCAGUCCCGGGAGCCGGCUCCAUCAGGUGGAUGAACGCUACACCAUCACGUGUUCCUUCCAGCCAGGAGGCAUCAAGAAAAGCGCCCCUCUGACGAUUAAGGCAGGGGCCACUGCUCCAAAGGUCAUUGAAGGAAAUACGCCCCCGAAGAGCCCCUCUGUCAUUUAUCUGUACCUGAUCAACGUCAUUGGGAAGAAGCUCACGGGUGCAGUGUCUGCAGGCAGAAGUGUCCGCCUCAAGGCCGUUACUCUCGGACCUGCUGACAAAGGUAUCCGACCUGAAUCAUGCGAUGCUAUCAAUUCCAAAGGCGCCCGAUUCUCUAUUUUAAGAUCGGGGUGUGGCGACGGCAUGGUCAUUAAGCAGACGAAAGGUUUCAAAACCGUUGGCAAGGUGGCCUACAGCGCUUUCUUCAAACUGUUUACUGUUAACGGGGAUCCCAAACUGAGUAUUGAAUGCAACUUUACCGUCUGCGCCAAAAAAUGCAAUGGGCCGUCAUGUCAUUUUGAAUGGCGUAAACGCAGGGAACAGCCAGGUGACGGUACACGAAGUUUUCUCUGGAAAUCCGCCGGCCAUGCCGCGACGGACAUGUACACGCUGAACGGCGUUGCGGUGGACGUACCUGCUGCACAACCCGAAGCUCCUCGGUUAAGUGUCAGACGCAACCAGUAAAUCCUGUACCGUUAGAUGGUGGUGGUUCAUCAAUAAAAAUAAUAAAAUCAA